Messenger RNA from Mya arenaria, 3069 nucleotides. RefSeq lists its product as uncharacterized. The transcript is spliced from 12 exons. The coding region runs from base 1185 to 2360 and encodes 391 amino acids. The record is from RefSeq and is a predicted model, not a curated record. Gene Ontology annotation, biological process: regulation of cell cycle; negative regulation of apoptotic process; positive regulation of protein ubiquitination. Gene Ontology annotation, cellular component: cytoplasm; nucleus. Gene Ontology annotation, molecular function: ubiquitin protein ligase activity; cysteine-type endopeptidase inhibitor activity involved in apoptotic process. NCBI's taxonomy places the organism in Eukaryota, Metazoa, Mollusca, Bivalvia, Myida, Myidae.
CUGGAAGUGGCUACCGCUAAGACAAGUUUCUAAACCUUAGCCGCUUACUUACAUCACCGACAUUGGACUCUUACCACUCAUAAAACACAGGCAGAUUGCCGUGAUAGUCGCAUGAACACAGACAUGAAGGUAUCCAUGUUGGCACUUUGUUGAAACAGCUAAACUACGGCCCGGGUCUUCACAUUCGUAUGAGGUGACAUCUUUCUCGAUGCUACUUAAUUGUACACCCACUUUGCACGUUCGCAAAAGCGACUGGAAUAUUGUUUUUUUACAAAAGAAAUUGGGACAUUGCUUUUUUAUUUUUCCCCAUUUAAUUUACCGUUGAUACAUAUCGUUUAUUACAAAGUUCGCUCAGAUUCGAUAUCAGAGCCACAUGUGUUGAAUCUAUCUGCAAACGUUUCUUGUAUAAAAAUUUAAUCAAAACUAAAAUCAUGGAAAGUGAUGGUUACAAAGAUAUGACAAGUGAUACCUACAAAUGUUUAGAAAAGGAGGUUUGUUCUAUGAACGACACCCAACCAUGUGAAUUGCUUUCAGAUAUUUUGAGUUGUGAUUUGUCUGACGAAGUAUACUCGUUUAGUCUCUAUAAGAAUGAAAACCUGCUAUCUGAGAUUCAUCAAUUUGCAAAAAUGGCAUUACUUUAAUCGGAUCAGCCCCGUGAUGACUACAGAAAGUGGGAAAGCAAUUAUUUGCCUCUAUUUGUGACAUUACUACAGCACCAAAAGUAUUUUAUGAAGAACAAAAAUGCUCAAGAGGUUAUUUUAAAGGUAUCGAAGGUCAUUAAUGAUCAAGUGACAGAUGAAGAAAUAAGUACAACGCUGGGAUUUUCGUCUAUAACUGAAAAUGAUUUUCUCUUUCAUAUGGAGUGGGGUAAAUAUGGAGAUUGCAGCUUGAUAAAACUCGACAAAGCAUUGUCAAACAUGAUCCAUAAUGAGUAACUACAUUCGCUGAAUAGCAUCGUAGAAACCGAGGAUACUUGCCUGUAUUGUUAUGCAGACACUAUCUACCUUAUUGUUGAAAAUUCGGUGCAACUAAAAGCUGCAAUUGAUAUUAGUUGUCCUCACUUAUUUUCAUCAGAAAUUGUCUUUGAAAAAGGUAUCGACUUUGUUUUGUUUGGCGGGGCUUGUCAAAGAUAUUCGGUAAAAUUACCUCGUACAGAAGCUUUUUUCAGUUAUCUCGAAAACUUAAUGAACAAAACAUCAUCGAAGUUCAAAAUUCUCAUAAUGAAUUUCGGUGAUAAUGGACAAAGAAAACAGAAAUCCACCGCAGAGCAAAGACAACUUAGAAACGACUUUAAGUUAAACACAAUCGGGGCCGAGUGUAAGAAUAUGAUGCCUUGGGAGAAUAAUAAAGAUGGUGAGGUCGAAGAAUAUUUACAAAGCGAGCAAAUAACAAUAACGGUUGCUCCUGGUUUAGAGCACUCAAGGGUUUUGCCAUUGUUUCCUGUGGAAACAAGAACAGAAGAACAACAAAGGCAUAUACACAUGCAAGCCACCGAAGAAUUUCAUGUAAGAAAUGAACAAACUAUUUCGAUAGCGUCUAAUAGGGGAAGUCUACAGAUUCGGUCAACAGCCGAUCAAACACUUCCAUCUCCAGUUCUACCAUCUUUGGUUUCACCUGUCAAUGUCCGAAGUAUGACUGGACAUUUAGAUCAAGCAAGGCAGUAUACAGGUCCAGAAACAGACAGUUUUAUCGAUAUAUAUAUUCAGCCAUCUAGAGCGGAGGGGAUUCAAGAAAGUCAACAUUUAAACUCUGAAUUUGAUGAGAUUGGAGAGCAUGAUGAACGAAGUAAUUCAAUAAAUGAGAACAACACUUUGCUAAACAUACCUACACCAAACAGGAAAGAAAUACUACGCAGGGAACUUGGUGCUACAGCCGAAAAUUCGACCAACGACUUAGCUGGUGGAGUGAAUAACCUCCAUAUUACUAAUCCUGAUAUCAAACGAUCGAUCGAAGAGCAGAGGAGAAUAUGUACUGUAGACAUGGGGUUCAGUAAUGAGAUGUUUUCCUUCGCAGUGAACGAACUAAGACAACAAGGUUAUCAGAGACCAAGUAUAGAAGCCAUUGUGGCUACAAUUGAGACAAUACACAACAGAAGUCAACAUGAUACGGACAUCCGAAGUAACGGGAACAGGAAGAAAACAAGUCAAGAACCCACACCAUUGCAGAACAGAAUAAAAAAUAAAGCAUAUAACACAUACAAUCUAAGACUGACAUCAUUUGCGAAAUGGCCAGAACACAUAGCACAAAGACCGCCGAAACUCGCUGAGGCUGGAUUGUAUUAUACGGGCAAAGACGACCACGUUCGUUGCUUUGCCUGCGACGGAGGACUGAGGCAGUGGGAUCCAGAAGACGAUCCGUAGAGAGAGCACUGCAAAUGGUUCCCAACCUGUCCCUUUGCGCGGGAACAGAAAGGAGACGAGUUUAUCGCUCGUGUGCAAGCGCCUGAAGGCCAGAACGUCGAGGAAGUUGGUGCUGCUGCCGGAAAUUCAACCAACGACUUAGUUGGUGAAGUAUAUAAUCACCAUAUUACUGAAGAACAGAGGAAGAUAUGUAUUGAGGACAUGGGGUUCAGUAGUGAGAUGUUAAUGUUCGCAUCGAGCGAACUCAAACAACAAGGUAAUCAGAAACCAAGUAUAGAAGACAUUGUUGAUGCAAUUGAGGUUAUAAACGACAGUAAUCAACAUUCUACAGAGAUCCGGAGUAACAUAAACAGGAAUUAACACGUCAAGAGUUACUUCAGGAAAAUAAAAGGAUGAAACAGAUGCGCACCUGUUUCAUAUGCCAGGACAACCAAGUCAACGCUUUGUUUUUACCUUGUACACAUCAUCGAUUCUGCAUGGAUUGUUCAGAUGGCCUGAGAGAGUGCCCUGUUUGCUCGAAGCCAAUUAGAAGAACAAUUAAAACAUAGAAGGGAUGAUUAUCUAAGUGGUUCAGGACAUAAAACAAAUGUAGAAAUAAAGUCAAAUAAUAUAAUCGUUUUUAAGCUUGACUGAUAUUUAAGCCUGCCUUCUGAAUAAGAUGGUCAUCGCUCUCAUAUAUGGCCGCUGUAAAAAGAUAUUUUCUACUCAU